Molecule: messenger RNA, 927 nt
Organism: Aspergillus japonicus CBS 114.51
Lineage: Eukaryota; Fungi; Ascomycota; Eurotiomycetes; Eurotiales; Aspergillaceae
Product: peroxiredoxin-like family protein
Exons: 2
Coding region: 31-762 (243 amino acids)
Source: RefSeq, a predicted model, not a curated record
CUCACAUGCAACAACCAUCUAAUAGAUAUCAUGGCAGACAUUGUCGACGAUUCUGAGCUCCCCAAGAAUACCACGGCCUCCAGUGCCAGCACCCCGACCCCUACCACAGACAAUGAACCCGCACCCGCAAAGCUAGCCGGCGACGAGCCCCCCUCCGCCGAGAUCCAAGCCAAAGUCGCCAGUUACACCGUCCUCGACCGUGAAGGACAGCCACACCAAUACUCGACCCUCUACAGCGGUCCAGAUGCGGCCCCCCGCACUCUCGUCGUCUUCAUCCGUCAUUUCUUCUGUGGGAGCUGCAAGCAAUACAUCGAGGUGCUCUCCAAAGCCAUCACCCCGGAGUUUCGGUCCCAACUCAGCUCCCCAACCUCCGUGGUGGUGGUGGGGUGUGGGGACCCGGGUCUGAUCGACAUCUAUGCAAAGGAGACAGGCUGCCAGUUCCCCAUCUACGCGGACCCUACCCGCAAGCUCUACGAGCAAUUGGGGUUGCUCUCUUCACUGGCUCUCGGCGAGAAGCCAGAGUAUAUUCAGAAGAGCAUGGUACAGAUCGUGGCCGAGUCGUUCUGGAAGACGCUGAAGCAGCUUCCCAGUGGGUUAGCCCUCAAGGGUGGGGAUUCGCGCCAGAAUGGCGGCGAGUUCCUGUGCGAAGCGAGUCCCGGGGGGAGUGAUGAGAGACGCGUGGCGUGGUGUCAUCGCAUGCAAAAUACUCGCGAUCACACUGAGGUGGCGGCUUUGUCCAAGAUCUUGGAGCGGAAGGAGUGAGUUGGUCGGGUGUGGUACCGAGCGUGUUAGGCUUGGGGAUAGCUGAGAUCAGAGCAAUUCGAAUCUCCGAUUAACUGACAUGUGCUGAUAUUACUUCUUUGUGAACUCACCGGGAUGAGGCUAUCCACAAGAUUGUGAUGCAGGCAGUGUCUAGGUACCUAUCCC